ACCUUGCCCAGUUUUCGCCGUACUGUAAAGUGCCGAAUUUUGGAGAUUUACAUGACCCUGUCACCGACCCUAGCUAUGUUGAAGGCAGCUUUCAGAUGCUUCAGGCUCUACUGUAUGCCGCCAGGAAUGGAAGCGAUGUUGUGCAGGACCUGUGCCAUGUUCUUUACAUGGCAGACAAAAGCAUUAACGCUGUCAAGCCCCAUCCUAUGAUUGCUUUCGCUAUUCAGAAGAUGCAUGGUUAUGGGUCAGAAUUAUUUGAAUACUUCUGCACAGGUUAUUCAGAGGAGUCUUUAAUGAAAAUGACCACAGCAAAUAUGACUGCAGCCCAGAUGGCUAACCCAGGAAAUUGUGAAGCAAACCAGGCUUCAUACUGUUUCGCAAUGUACACCACAUCCUUGACAUUGUACCAGUUCUUAUCUCUCGAUGACAAGAUGGCUGUGUGCAGUCAUGGUUAUGACCUACUUGUGGAUUGCAUCAAGAACAACACAAUCGGGUGUUCUGCAGAAAGAAAGGCUGUUUUUGAAAAAUCUAAGGAUGUAGCAAAAGUCUUUCAAGUCUCCUACUGUCCAAAGGACAAAAAUGCUGAAUACUACAUGAUGAAGAUGGACGGCUGUGCUCCUGAGACUGCCAAAUUCUGUCUGGAUUGGUAUGCAGAGGAGCUAACGACCAGAUCAGCCUAUCAUAUGGAGGACACCUGCUCGAUGGCUGGGGUAGCUGUUACUUGUAUGAUGCAGCAUACGGUCAACUGUACUAGUAACACAGACUUGUCAUCGGUACUAUCAGCGGCAAAACCAAUCAUGUCCAUGAUCGGACACAAAUGCAUGCAGAUGGCUUCACCUGAUGCAUGCAAGACUGUGGCAUAUCUAUCAGAUAUGCUUGUAGCAGAGCAGGCAUCAUGUGCAUUUGAAGAAGCUGUGGAGUGUGUGAACCUAUUCAAUGAUGCUAAACCAGUCCUGGAGAAAAUUCCAGAGAUGUUAUGCUAUGCUGGUCAUAAAGCAAUGGUGUGUGCAAUGGCUAACGGAUACGGCUGUACCGAUGCUCAGCAAUUGCAGCUGAAUACGUCUGUUCAGGCAGCUGCUACUUCUGUGAUGCCUGUAUGCGCCAACAUGACAUUUGAUGAAACUUCGAACCCAUGUAAUUUAACCUAUGCUAGUAGUCAAGUGGUAUGCAACACAAACUACCUGGGAUGUUUUGUAGGUUCCACAACAGCAGAGGAUGUAUGUGGGAAUGCAGCUACUAUAAAGGCCUGUAUCAGCCUACAUUUAAGAGGCUGUGAUACCAAUCUCGUGUACGAGUAUCAGAAUGAUGUGGCAGUCGCAAGAGAUAUGCUUGAGCUAUUGACCGGCCAGUCAUGUGACAUAGUACCUACAAUGCCCCCUGGUGUUGUUGCCCCCACCUAUACCAGGAACGGAACGUGCCUGCGAGGAAUGGACAUUCAGACACAAUACCUAUAUAACCCUGAUGCCACGGAAAUGAACCUUUGCAGUGCCUGGCAUGCCAUUCACGACUGUUUGCUAGAAAAUAUUGACCAGAUGCCAGUCAUGUUAAGCUCCUAUAUGUCAAAGCUUGCCACGUCCAUCGCCGAACAACUGAAGAUGAGGUGUCUUGUUCUUGUUACAGAAAAUGUUGAGCUGCUCUAUGGAAAAGAAGAAAAGGUUGAUGACUGGGAUGCUAUCUGGAAUGUAUCCGGUUGUGACAUUCCUGCAGCGGGACUUUGCUUGGAAAACUUGGUUCAUGCCUCUAUGUACACUGGAUUGAGUACAUUACACGAUAAAGAAUAUUUCUGCGGAUCUUUCGUCACCGAUCAGCUCAUGUGUAUCCACAACAGCACCGCCUCUUGUCCAGCCCUUGUCAAGGCCCGAGCCAUGCGCAUCAUUGACUGGUCCUCCAGCAUCUCCACCAACCUUGGCGUUUGCUCCAUGGAGAUGCCACGGCGGUGUAAUCCUUAUGCAGCUGUUAAGUGUAUUGUAGACCUUUCCAGUGCAUUGCUUGCCUUUGGCGAUGGCCAGAAGACCAAUGCUCUCUGUGCAGCACUGAAGCCCGUGGAGAUGUGUGUCACACAAAACACCAAUGGAUGUUAUGAUGAUGCCCGACUUAGUGUGGAAUACACUUACGCCUCGUUAGCUGCUGUGGUCAUGAAGAAAUGUGAGAAUCCCAGACUGUACGUUGAGAGGAAGGAUUCCUGCGAAGCUGAGGGGGAAUGUCACUUUGACAGGAGUAAGCAUUGUCUGAUGGAGUUAGCUGAGAAAACUUGGAGUGUUGUAGAGGGCAGAGGAGACCGCAUGCACGUCUGCAGAGAGGCUGUUAGGUUGGGCGAGUGUGUCCAGAAAAACAUGAUGGGAUGUGAUGACAUGCACAAACAAGUCCUCAGUUUCCAUGGCGAUAUGAUCAAGUCAUUAGUCUCCUCUGUCUGUGAUGCAGGUGGUCAUGGAAUGGUACCGGAGCGCACUGACUCCCCGAAGAUGUGUGUAUCCCUAGCUGGACAGUGUAUGCAGGACUUCAUGAAAAUAACUUUGGGUGGAACCCUCACAGGAUCCUGUGGUCAAGCUCCUUCAACAGUAACUUGCCUGAUGACUGCUGUCAGAAGUGAUUGUCAUGAGCCCCAACGUGAAAUGAUAAAAAUGGCAAUGGACAAUAUUUCGGUGAUGUCAAAGCGAAUGUGUACUUACGACAGUUGUAACAUGGAGCUGGCCAAAGUUUGUGCUAGGGAGGCUACUUACCUUAUAACAGUAGCUGCUGAUCGUUUUAUGGAAUCUUCAUUAAUGUGCAGUGGCCUACACAUGAGCUUGGCCUGCGCGAAGAAUCACUUCAGACAUUGUGACAGAUCAACAGACCCAUUUAUGUCCAUGCAUCUGAGGGAGAUGGAGUCUAUUGCUAUGAAAUUAUGUGAGCACAGUCAGGAGACAGUCCUUGGUGCCUUGAGGAUACCCGAUACCCAGGGUCUCAUGGCCCUAGCUGCCAUGAUCACCAAUCCUUUAUCUACCAAAGAACAGAUCUGUCCACAAGCCCUGGCCAUUGAAUACGGGAUAUCACAGAUGGCCUUUACUCUCUCUGCUAACCAAUAUGAUGAAGUGAUUCAGGCAUUUUAUUUGCCAAACAAGAUAAUUGGGGAUAUGUGCCGUAGUGAGGAAGAAAGGCAACCCACUGGCGUUGUCGGACAGUGUGAUCAUCUGGCCGCAGUGGAAUGUCUCAAAGAGGCAAACCUUGUCGCAAGGAUUGGGGAGGCGGUCUUCUAUGGCUGGGAUGGUGCAUGCAUGUCGGUACAGAGGCUGAUGUGCUGUGUUACCCAGAAGAUGUCAACCUGUCAGUCUGUUAAACUUGGUCAUCAGAUCAUUGCUGACGCCGUAAACCUCGUCGGUGAUAAAUGUCCAAUGGAUGAAAUGUACAAAAGUUUCUUUGCCGAGUGUAAGAUGCCUGCUGUGGAAUCAUGUAAGGUAGCUGAUGCCAUUUCGUCCUGCUUCCCUGAAGUGACCGCUGCCAACCGAGGAAAUGUUUGCUCGAAUAUCUCCAUGAUUGCGGCAUGUGUGAAGAAGCAUGCGGGUGGGUGUUCCAGUAUACAGUCUAUACCGUUACAGUUCUACGCCAACAAAUUCUUCCAGUGGGUACAGCCUUGUAACACCCUUGUCGCCCUGGACUGGGGAAUCUUCUCUAAGAAGGAUGGACUGGAGAAGAUGGCAUCGUGCAAUUAUGAUUAUGUAGAGAAGCUUCAAGUUAUAUUGAAUUCUACACAGGACCUAAGAUACAGCUUCUGUGACCUUUCCAAACAAGCUGAAAUGUGCUAUUCUUCAUUCUAUUAUGAGAUUCCAGCUUAUGUUUCAUAUGUUUUGGAAUCAAAUGGAAGAACUUAUGGAAAAUUAACGGAAUAUUGCUAUGAUGUAAAAGAGAGAGAAGGUGAAUGUCCUAAGGUUGAGGGAGAUUUAAGCAUAUGUUUACAAGGCUGUGAAUCAGAUGGUGAUUGUGCUGGCCAAAUGAAAUGCUGCAAAAAUAACUGUGGAAAGACCUGCGUUAUGCCCACAGGUGUAACCCCAACACCACCAACAGUGGCAGAACCUGCUGGCUGUCGGUCAGACAAGGCUUCAGCUUGUGUAGCAACAUAUUGGUCUGGACUUGGUAGCGUGAGUAUGCUACCAUUGGACCAGAGAGGUAGAGUUUGUAGUCAAUACUGGGAUAUGAAGCAUUGUGUGAUGGAUGCACUGACUGAUUGCUCUCAAGAACGAAAGGAUACCUUCAUGGAAAUGGACAUGCUCAUCAAAUACCUGUAUGAAGAAUCUUGUGAAAAGUCUAUGAUUGAGACCCUCCUGGAGAAUGAUGGGCUUUGUGUACCAGAUGUGGCUGAAUACUGUAUAAAUGGCCUUGGUGAGAUGAUCUUCUAUGCACCAGCAGGCAGCGAGCGACAUGUUUGCAAGAAUUCUUACAAGAUAAUGCAGUGUGUACAGAGGUCUUUGGAGAGCUGUGCCGAGAAUGUCACCAUGAAAGUUAUAGAAUCAAUGAAACCUGUGAUGUCCAUGCUCGGAAACUCCUGCCCAUUGGCUACUGCCAUCAAAUGCAACAUGACAGCUUGGCGUGACAUUGUAACACAUGCUACCUGUAAUGAAACGGCAGUAUGGGAAGCAUUCGAUCACUUUGAAAAACUUGUUACCUAUGAAGGCAAAAAUAGUACUGCCAUAUGCAAGGCUUUUGAGGAUAUAUCUAUGUACACACAUAUGCAAAGUUUGUUGUGUGACGAGUCCAAAAUGACCAUGGCCAACCAGACGUGGACUCUGAUGAUGGCCACAUAUGGCAAGAAUUGUAAAGAGAGUGGCCAUAUGUCUCAGUGGUUCCAAGAUGCAAUGGAGAUGGGAGAAUCUUGUAUGAACCAGCCUACAUGCUCCAGUGAUUGGAGUAUGUGUUUCCCUGAAAUGAUGGAUUCCAGUCCCGAGGACAUCUGCAUGGACAAGGAAAAAAUAAUGAUGUGUGUGGACAAAUUACUUUCUGGUUGUGAUGAGAGCUACAGACAGAACUCUUUGCAAGGUUUACUGAUUGUCACAGGCAGUAUGAACCUAAGCUGCAAUAUUUGGGAUGCUGUCAAUGGUAAUAUGAGCUUUUGGAGAAGCCUGGUAAAUAUCACUGUAGAUCCCUGUCUUAUGAAUUUGAUGACAGGAGGUGGUGAGUGGCUACAUUCACACCUUAACUUCGAUAACAGUGGACUUUGCAAGCUGUUCCACAAUUUCACCGAAUGUACCGGAAAAUAUCUCGACUACCCUAUGCCUCCAGUUUACAAGGGAAUGUUCAAGCAAUUAGUCCAACAUACGAAAACUUACACAAAGAUCAGAUGUGAAAUCAAUGAGGCUCGUCGUGAUGUAUGGUGGGAAGACAUCAUGGACAUGCCUGGCAUGGACGAAUUAACCGACUAUAUCAAAAAUGAGAUGAAGAAGAACAACAUCUCUUAUGAUUCUGAGAAGGUUAUGCAUUAUUCACUUGAGUACAUCAUGACAACAUUCAAAAAUAUGCCUCAUAAUGCAAAAGAACCAGAGGGCUGUGCUAUUGACAUGGCUGAUGCCUGUAUGGUAGACAAUGUACUUGGUUCUGUCUAUAUCGGAUACAACACUCUCGGAAGUAGAAAGGCAGCCUGCAAGAGUGCUCAUGAAUCUUACGAAUGCGUAUUGAAGUCUACAAAGAGCUGUAAUUCUCUGACUCGAAUCCGCUACCUCCGAAUGUUAGAAUGGAUCGCCCGUCUGGGAAUGUCAAGUGGUGUUUGUCCCAUGGAAGAUAUGGGGAUGGGUAUGCACAGUGAGUGUGAUUAUGAUGAAGCCAUGGAAUGUCUGGGCCAUUUGAGUCAGUCCAUUGUUUAUCUACAUGCCGGAGAUUCCAGGGCAGCCCUUCUAUCACCGCUGGGACCAGCUCAGAUGUGCAUUGCCGAGAAGACGUGGACAUGUGAACCCCGCUUCAGGAAGAUGGUUGAGAACACAUAUAACGACCUGAAGAACAUCGCUGUUAGUGCAAGCAUGUCUCGUCCUAUGGAGACAAUGAGGAGCGAUGACAGGCAGAUGGACAUGGGUGAUAUGUGUCCUGAUGAAGAGGAUAUGAAGUCAGGACCGUGCGACAUAAAGUCAGCUAUGUACUGUGUGAACUACCUACAGAGGAAACUUGCAAACAUGGAUUCUAAUGAAGAAGCCUGCCAUGACAUGGCCACUGCACAUACGUGUGUGAAGCGUAACAUGAUGGGCUGCAGAUCUGAGGAGUCGAAAGGUGUGUGGGAGAUGAUGAAAGAUAUGUCAGAGAGGGUCUGGUGCCCAGCUCUCCAGUGUGACAUGUGCAGUGCUAGAUCAUGUGUGAGGGACCUACAUAGGGCUGUCAUGCACAAGAAAGCUUCAUGCCUUGAUGUAUGGAAGACCCAGGAAUGUGUGAAGAAAAACAUGGAGCACUGCGACGGGGAAAAGAUGCAUAAUGUUUCCAUGGAAAUGCAUAUGGUGAUGAAAAAUGUGACUGCCUCCGUUUGUGAAUUCCCAAAUGUGGAUAUCAAUGAUUGUACAGUAGGAUUUGCCCAGGUUGCUCACAAGAUCCUCGGAUUUGGGUUUGACUUUGAGGAUUUAAUGAUGUCAAAGGAUAUGGACGAUGAUUCAAUGGAUGACAAAACUGAUAUGAGUUACGAUGACAAGGACGAGAGGGAUGAUAAUAAGUAUGAGGAUGAUAAGAAUGUUACAAAACCUGUAACUCCUGUACAACCAACAGCACCUACCAAAAAUGAUACGAUGGGAGAUAAACCUGACAUGUUGAAUGGCAGACAGAUCCUGUUUUUGGAGAGGAUGUUCACCCUUGUAGGAGGAAUGAAGAGAGGAGAUGAUUGUAAGAUGGGAGCGAUGAAAGAUGAUGACAGUAUGGAGUCCAUGUGUCAUAUGGCGUUGAUGUCCUGGCACUGUGUUGAGUCGCACCUCAACGAGGUUCCCGAGGGAAUGCGAUCUAUUGCAAAAACAUCACUAAAUCUUCUAGGGGAGGCUAUUUCGGCAAAAUGUACAAAGGAGACUCAGAAGGAGCCAAUGAUGUGCUUCAGUUGCAAAGAUGCUCGCUCGAAUGAAGAGUGUAAUGCUCAACAGCCCCAGAAAUGCCAUGGAGACCGACAGUCAUGUUACACUGUGGUAGAUAAUGGCCGUAUCAGCAAGGGUUGUACCUACCGAGUGCCCCUCCAGCAGACCUCUGAAUGUGUGAAUUACGGCAGGAAGUGUAUGCAUAUCUGUGACAAGUCGCAGUGUAACUGGCAACAACACACUGCCCUCAUUGACCCACCAACCUGUAACAAGCGUGCUGCGACUUUGUGUGGUAUGACCCUUGUUAGUGAUAUGCUUCGUUCUUCACACCUCAAUUGUGGCAUGGCUAUGAAAGCUCUGAACUGUGUGAAACACUUCACCAAAGACUGUAUGUCUCACAAGGAGGCGAUGAUGAGUAAACAUGCAGAGAUGGCUCUCCAUAGUCCUGCCAUGAUGCGUUGCUAUGCCAAGGAUGAACCUUGUAAAUGUGGUUACUGCAGCACUGUGUCUUUGGCUCGCGUCCAGCACAACGUCUACCUCACCAGGGCCGAGAAAUGCAUGUGGGCCAAAACUUCACAAGAUGAGGUGAUAAAUGCUCUACUGACUGAAGACUGUCACUUUGAUGAUGCAUACCAGCUUUCAGCUGACAUCAAGAUGGUGAGAAGUGUGAUGGCCGAUACCUGUCACGAAUCUCCGAAGCCAAAGUGUGACUUGGAAGGUGCUGGAAAAUGUAUGGAGCUCUCGUUUCUUGAACACUUUGUAGCAAUGAAACUUGAUGAACAUGACAGGAUGCGUUUCUGCGGAACUACCUACAAAACUUUGCUUUGUGUCCGUUGGUUCACUGAAGAUUGUGAUGCAACCGUGUUCAAUGCGGCGAUGGCAUCAAUCAAUGAUAUGCUGAUGAAACUGAAGGCGCGCUGUGACCUUGGCAACCUUGGCAACUCGAAUGACUACUACAAAGACCUUGGUGAUUUGACUGCGGUGAUGCAGGAGAAAAUGACUGACAAAAUCAAUUUCCUCCAGUAUGGUUUUGGCGAUACCGUCUACAUGAUGGGAGAAGUUAUGAAGGCGAUGUAUACUCCCGCUGUUGGAUGUAAUAUAGGUUUAGCUUUCCGUAACUGUUUCACUGGAUUAGACAGUAUGGAUAAGAAAAGCGACGCCUAUUGUACUGGUGUGACUAUGGCUGCUGGUUGUGUAAGUUCACAAACCACACAAUGUCUCCUGAUCCAGAAAGCUCCUGCUAUGUAUGUUUUACAUAAUAUGGUGGAUUAUAGUUCUGACUCCUGCAGUGCUCGCCGAGUUAUUCAAGAGAUGUCUCAGGAUUACAUGACAGACCCAUACAGAGAUAUUGCUGUCUGUGUUGUCAAUUUCACAAGCGUAAUGCAUGAUAAUUAUGUUAACCUUCGUCCAGAAUCUAUUUAUAGUAUGUGCGAAGCUGCAUUCAUGAUGGACACCUGCAUCUACAACUCUCCUCUCCCUCGCGUUGGGAAAGUAUACCAAUCAAGUCUAGCCUCCUUCUCUCAUCAUUUGUUGGACCAAGCCUGCUCAGCAGUCCCAAAUAAACCUAUGAAAUGUGCAGAUGAUGACCUGCUCUGUCAAUUACUGAUGAGUAAUGCUACACAGUCGAUGGACUUCUCCUGGAUGUACACACCAGAGCCUUCCAGCUGUGACAUUGAGGGAGCAAGUCUUUGUAUCAGCAGCCAGAUCCUGCGGAUAAUGUCUGGCUCUUUCUCCAACAUGGACGAAUUUUCAAGCAUCUGCUGGGAACAACUGACAGUUGCAUCCUGUGUCGAGUCAAAAAUGCAAACCUGUUCUGCAGCAAGACGCGAGUUCUUUGCCGGCACUGUGGAAUGGUUACGGGAUUCAAUAGCUGUUGGGUGCGACAUGGUGACGGACUUGAGGUUACCUAACUGUUCCAUAGCUAAGGAAUGCAUUGAUGAUAUGGCCAGUUAUAGUGUUAGUCCUGAGGGUUACAUGAACAGGCCCAAGAUGUGCUGGAAACUGGAAAAGACUGUCAACUGUGUCUACCAACAUGCCAUCUUCUGCACUGCAUCAGAAAUGGCUGUGGUACAGGAAGGUAUUCAGCUGGUUGGAAAUCUUACCAAACAAUUCUGUCCUUAUUCAUCUGAUUCCCUCUGUGAGCUGAGCAUGAUGACACCUUAUAAUCCAGCUGCUACAUGUGCUGAAGCCAGUAUGAGGCAGUGUGUAUUCACCUUCUUCUACCAGACCAUGAACAAACAGCUGACUGAGGCUGAAUACUGCACGAAACAAAGAACUGCAGAGUCCUGUAUAAAGAACAACUCCACCAACUGUGCACCUUACAUGGUAUUGGAAAUGAAACAGGCAAUGAGACCUGGCAUUGCAGCAAGUGGAUUCUCCUGUCCAAGUAACCAUAUGGACUAUGAUGCUAUGUGUCCAGUGUAUGAUAACUGCUCAGUGUCGGAAUCUGUCCUCAAAAUCAACAGCAUGUAUGAAAAAGCUGUUCAGGGCAAGACGGAUGGAAAGAGUAAUAUUGAACUUUGCAGCUCUAUAGCAGUCGACAUGUCUGUUCUCACCUCAGAAUUAAUGGAAUGUAACCCGCUGGAGAUUGCCAUGGUCAACAAAGUACUUAGCAACAUUCAGCUGGCUCUCCAGUUUGUGUAUGGCUUGCAAUGUACAAGCCUUACGCCAUUCACCAGUGUCUUACAGUCUGACGACCCACUCUAUGGAGAAUUGGAAACCUGUUUUAACACAUUAUACACCAGUCUUCAAGAUUCCACGAUAAAUCCCGUUUAUGGGUUCUACGAUAUCUGUGAGACAGCUAUGGCUUUUAAUAGCUGUAUGUCCAUGUUGGGCAUGCCUGUAGACCGUCCCGUUGAAAGGGUGAUCCAUAAUGUGUUCAGGGGUCAUAUGAGAAACAUUCAGGAGUUCAUUACCAUGAGCUGCUUACCAAUCAAGAUUACAAAUCACACUGUGAAGCUCACAAAGACAGAUGUCGCCCCCACUUGUCAACAGGACACUGUCUUCCACUGCAUGGCAUACUAUGCCACAAAAGUAGCCUUCCUGCCUAUGCUGAAAGAAGGAGAUGCAUUAUCAGUUUGUGGUGAACAUCAAUACAUCCGUGAAUUGUGUGUUAUGAAUAAGAACUUACUUGAUGGCUGUUCGAAUGUGACUAUCAAGCAGAUACAUACAGUCCAGUACAUGUUUGAACAACUUGCUAUGAGCUCACCAGCCUGUUCCAUGAUGGUGUCCGAGGAUUGGCGAAGGAGUUCUGCUAGACUUAUGACAGGAGGUGACAUGAUAAAUAUGGAGGGUGCUGUAGAUAUCCUCCAAGAUCAAAUGGGAUCCUGGCAGGAUGCUGUAAUGGAUUUUGUCAAAACCAUGGCAAUGGAUGGCAGGAGAGAGGGGGAUAUGAGCAAUGACAGAGAGGAAAUGAGAGAUGACAGAGAGGAUAUGAGAGAUGAUAUGGAUGAUGACAAACACUGCUCACCUCGAGGAGCUACACAGUGUUUCCUCUCUUCAGCGUCGAACAUUGGACUUGAAGAUUGGCUUGCACAAAGUCACGAUAACUUAUGCCAUAAGAUGGGGGGCAUGUUUGGUUGCAUGAAGAAGGAGUUAGAAGGAUGUGAAGGCUGGCAAAAGAAGAUGGUCUACAUGUUAUACAAUGAAAUGUGGUAUAUGUACGACACCAUGUGUAUGAAAGAGCGUCCAGACGACAUGGAUAAGGAUGGACGUUAUGAUGAACAGCCAGUAAGUCGAUGGCUCGAUACAAACACAGAGCAAGCCAUGUAUGGAAGAGGGCCUGAGAUGGCAAAAGCCAUUGAACAAUUCAUGGAAAUGGGCGAUGACAAGGUAAUGGAAUGGGAUGAAGAGGAAUUGAAUAUGAUGACAGAAAUGGAGCCAGAAGAAGGAGUUGAUGUCAAUUGCAUUGACAUGUCAAUGUACAGGAGACAUGCAAAGUGUGACCCCAAAAAGGCAAUCAACAUUCUGACAGGGAUGGACCAGGCAAUUCUGAACACACAAGUGUCUCAUGCAGGACUGUGCCUCAAAUAUGCCUAUGCUGUGAGAGGCUACCUACUUACCACUGAAGGUUGUGACUGGCACUUAUCAUCAAUUUUCCAUAUGCUGGCCAAUCACACGAUGAUGAAGAUGGGCAAAAAGUGCCCAGCUUAUGUAGAAGAGCACUGCCGCGACAGACGCUCCUGUGAACCCAUGGCUGUCCAGAAAUGUUACCACAAAGUCCAGUUACAUGUAGCUGCCAUUAUGGAGGAUAAACUCCCAGCCAAUUUACAAGUUUGCGAACAACUUGGGGAAGCAGCUGAAUGUGUGGAUAAAUUACAUUGUGAUGACCGCACAAUUUACCGGGUACAUCAGACGAUGGAGCCCGCCUUAUCUACAUUAGUUAGGCUGUGUUACAAGAUGCCAGUUCAGACCUGCGCCACCAGCGCUAUGUGGAAAAUGGCUGCCAUUGUCUUACUUGGAAAGAGGACUUACGAAACCAGUUAUGCACUAAAUUGGAUGAAGAUGGACAUGUAUGAUGACAGCAUGAAUGACAUGGGUUCCAAAGAUAACAGUUCGAAGCCCGAUGAUGUUAUGAGUAGCCGUUGGUCUGAAGAGGAUAUGGCUAAGGCAUCAAUGACCCUCCAGUUUAUCCUUGGAAGAGGGGAUAUGUGUAGCGAAGACCAACAAGUCAAUGGAGAUCUGGCUACAGGGUUAAAAUACAUGGUAAGAUAUGCCUUCAUGUACGAACAGAUGGUCGAUGUAGAUGAAAACUUCAUGAACAUGAUGACAUUAGCUAUGGCUGGAGAAUUGAGAAAUGCUGCUGGAGACUUUGUUGGAGGUGACUACGGAACAAACAACCAGGAGAUGGGCGACCUUGUCAGAAUGAUUAAGGAGAGAUUGGAUAGAGGAGACAUGACCGCUGGACAAAAUGAUAUGACUAAGCCCAAUGUGACAAUGCCAGGGUCCAAUGACACUCGAACUCAAAAUGCAACCAUGAACAACUCUACCAGACCAGGCGAUAACAUGAGAAUGGACUGGAGGCUAAGAGAUAUGAUUGGUCGAAUAAUCAGCCACCUCAUUGUCUAUGGUAACAGCGAUACUUUUAUGCAGGUCGAAACACAUAAGGUUGUCAAAGCAAAAAUGUCAAAGGCUUUGGAAAAGGCAGAACUAAGGGGAAAUGACCUUGAACUUGCAGAACAAGAUGAAGAUGCCUUUGAGCGUCUGGGUUUGAGGUUGGGCAAGGAUCUGGAAAAUGCUGUCGAUUGGGAGAUGAUGAAUAUUCUGAAGUCAGUUUAUGAUGUUGCGAUGCUGGAAAGUUCCAACCUGACCAUGGAACACAAGAUGGAACUGCUAGAGAUGGCCCAGCACGUCCAUACGUACAGGAGGAAUGAGUUAUGUAUGUCCAUGGUUGGGGCCUGGCAGUGUACCUCCAGCACCCUCAUGCUGUUGCCGGAGUCUGUUCGCGGCAUCGUCAACCAGACACUCAACUCUCUCUAUAGCAUUACUGGACACUUCUGCGAACAGUUGAAAUGCUACAGUUGUGAUAAUUUCCAGGACAACGCAGCAUGUAACCAACAAGGAAUGGUAACAUGUAAAGCAGGAGAGGUAUGCUUUACACACGUUAAUGAUGGCAUGAUAAAGAAGGGAUGUGCUGCCCCGACUAUGGAAGACUGGAAUAAAGACAAGGAGAUGUACAGCAGCUGUAUGGGACGUGGUUGUAACCACCCUAAGUACGGAGCCUGGAAAGAAAUGGAAAAUGAAAUGUGCCAGCCAUUUAAAGCUGUUGGAUGUAUGUAUGAGCUGUUACCUACCUUGCUUCAGGGUCAAGAAGUCGACUUCAGAGAGAUGUACAAGACCUUCUACUGUAUGGAGUACUACACUUCUUCCUGUGUUAUGGAAGAGCACCGAGAGUUGAGCCGCAUGGCUCGAAAGGUCAAGGCUACAAUGCUUGAUGGACAAUGCUCUCAACCAGCUUUUGUAAACAACUGUGGCAUGUCGUCCAUUCUAGAACUUGCUGACCUUGUAAAAACUCCAGGAGCCAGCCGAAAAACAAUCUGCAACACUAUGAAUGACACUAUUGGUAUGGUCAUGCUUGCCACUACUUGGCACCAGUGUACAGAAUAUGAGAUAGUAAUGGCCUAUAAUCAGUUGGAUAUGAUCAGCUCUAUCGUCGGUCCAGACUUCUGUCCAGGAUUGGAUCCUCGUAAUCCACGAAUGUGCGAAGAAGAGCGUGCAAAAUUGCCACCCAUGUGUGAUGUAGAGCAUGCUGUUGGGACAUGUCUGUAUGAAGCUGACACUUUGAUGAAGAUGGUAGAAAUGGUCGGCGAUCCAGAAGAAUGGAAAGACAUGGACUACCUUUGCAGACGCUUAGAGAAUGUGCUGGAAUGUGUUGGAAACUAUUCAUCAAGCUGUGAUGCCUCCCAGAUGCAGUAUGUCCAUCGUGUAGUCGGUGAACGCUUUGCCACGGCCAUACCCUACUGUCCAUCAAUCAACAUGGAAUUUGCUAUGUGUGAUGAAACUCCAUUGUCCGAAUAUAAUUGUAGGAUCUAUGAAGGAAUUGAAACCUGCCUGAAUCCAACGGCAAUUUACGAAAAUCCCCUACUUGCUGUGCCAGUAAGUGUCCGUAGUGAAAUAGAAUUUGAUCAGAAUUCCAUGAAUGAGACCAUGCUCCAGGACACCAUGGGAUGUCUGCGAAAAUAUACACAAUACUGCAAGGCUGUCCAGGGUACUCCUGUAUCAUAUGUCAUCGUAAACUACAUGGCCCAAGCUAUGAUCCUCUGUGGAAACCACAGCAUGGCAAAGGACAUUUCACAGGGUAUUUUGAAUGUGGACCAGGCCAUUACUAUGGAAACCUUGGUACAUAAACUGAUGGCAAAGAGUUCGGGUGUAAUGUGGGGUAAUGAGAAUGCACCCAUCACUGAGCUUGUGAAUAUGGUACUUUCACUGAAGGACAGGAUCACAAUGACUGGCAAUAUCACGGAUAUGCUGAUGGCAUUGAUGGAGAGAAUGGACAAGAUGGAGGAUAGGAACAGUACUUCAGCUCAGAAUAAUAACCUGAGGGCCAUGAUGAAGGCAAGCAUGAAUCUGGCUAUGCAUGUUACUGGAAUGGAUAAGAAGCCAAUUUACAGCACUGACGAAACCGAAGGUGUGGCUCGCUGUAUCAAUGAAUAUUCUAUGGCGAUCCAGAGGCUUCUAAUGUACCCUCAGGUUUCUCACACCCUAGCCUGUGAGGGCAAGGUUGUAUUCCGUGAAUGUCUGAAGAAACUGGAGCUUACGCCAGUCUCUAAGAUGUAUGUAAUGAGCUUGGAAGCCAAGAUAGCUAUGGAAACUGAGAGAGACUGUGCUUACUACUUGGAUGAUGUGAUGCUUCUUGGUAUCGAUAUCCAUAAUGUGAUGGACAGAGUAAAGAUGGUCUUGAAUGCAACUGGGUCUUACAAUAAUGCAACAGCCGCUUUUAUUGCCCUCAGACGAAAUAGCACAAUUUUCCAAUAUGCUAACUUGACAAAGAUGGAGAGUGAUCUCAUCACAACCAUUAUUGAAAUAAUGGCUAACAUGACGUCCAAGAACAUGUCAAUAAAUGGUCUGGAAGAUUUGCCCAAGGAGGUCAUGAUGAACUUGGUGAAUGGUGUUGUGUGGCAGUUCCGGGAAACAGUGAAUGUGACUUCUAGUUGUAAUGUAUGGAUGAUUUCACAUCACAUUACAUUCGCCUACAUGCAGGUCCUAUCAGGAGCAUUUUUCCCGUACUCUCAGUAUCCAGCCAUGUGCAGUAACCUGCAAACAAUGUACGGGAUUUUGAAACCUGAGGUUAGUAAAUGCCCCAUGGAAUACCAGGAUAUGUACGCUAAAGCCCUCAACUUCCUUCAUAGCGAGACAAAGGCAGUAUGUGAGGAGCCUUUCAUUGAGUCCACACCACCAACCACAUGUAAUGCUGAUCUUGUCAACAGAUGCCUGAAGGAUGUCAUGCCUUAUCUGUCAUCUAUCGGAGCAGAACGUAAAAAGAUGUGCUUGGCUGUUGAACAAGCUUCCAUAUGUAUGUCGUAUGGCCUUCGGAACUGUGAUGAUAGCGAGUCAUUAGUUCCAUUCCUCGCCUUUGAACACAUCAAGUCGACAGUGUCGGAGAGCUGUCCCUAUCUCACCACUGCCAUGCAGUGCUAUGACAACACGGAUAUCCUAACUGGACAAGUGCAGAUUUGUAAUGUAACCAUGGCUAAAGACUACUGUGCUAGUCUAAUCACUGGCAAUACACCCCUGGACAAAUGCAGGAAACUUCCAGACAUGAUGAACUGCUUUUAUCGGUACACCUCCAGCUGCAGUGCUAUAGAAAUGCACGACGCAUAUACCUACUUAAACAUUAUCCUGGCGGAGGAUGUUGACAUCUGUUACAGCGAAAGUAUGGUAUACCAGUACAGUCAAGUGGUCGCCUCCAAUACUUGUUCACAGCCAGAAAAGUGUACGUUGGCAGAUGUGAGCCUCACAUGCGGACCAUUGAUCCCUGCAACCUUUUCAUCGUGCAGUGAACUUGACAGAUUUAAAUCCUGUCUUUCCGACAUGAUCAAAGGAUGUAGCACAAUGCAUCUAGCAGUUCUGCAUUCAGCAUUCACUGCUCUGCUGACUGAGUCCCAGUUGGCUUGUAUAGAUGUCCCCGCUCUCACUUCCAUGUAUGAUUACGAGAAGACUCUUGCCUCACCUGUCUUUGUAUGUAUCGACAACUACAACGGGGAGAUGGCUGCAGCAUUGAUGAAUACCACUGAUGCCCACCAAGCUAUAUGCUCAGCAUAUGGUAAUUUGGCUGGAUGCCUUAUUGGUGAUAGGCCGGAAGAAGAAGCAUUGUCCACCUUUGCCUUCUUUGGAACUUCUUUCAAUAUGACUUGGGAAAUUGUUAAAGAGACCUGUUGGCCGGAAGAUCAGAUGAGCAAUAUGGAUAGAAGCCGGAUGGGAGCCAUGUAUCAGUACAUGCCAGAAAGAAAUAUGGAUGAUAUGCAGAAAGACGGGCCAACGUGCGACAUGAAAAAUGCUGCCAAGUACCUGAGUUCAUACUCUGUAAUUGCAAUGUUCAGCAGUAUACUGUCAGCUGAUGAUAAGAAGGACUUCUGUAACCCGAAUGGUCAGAUGAACCUUAUGCUACAAAUGGUAUACCAGUCAGCAGAUAAUUGCUCUGAAUCCUCGAAAGGACCCCUUCAUGGUCUCGGCGCUGCCAUGCAAGCAGCCCAUGUUUUCUCUGGAGUUUGUUCUGAUGAACUAUGGACAUGUGACCCCACCAGUGCUCUUGACUGCGGACUUGAGGCUGGUCAUGAGAUCAUGGCCAACCAGUCCAUGGACAAACUGGAGGAAAACAUUUGCAAAGUCUAUGAUGUUGCAGAUGAAUGUAUAAAGCGUCACACUUUCGGGUGCCCAAUGGAAGUAAACUGGAGAAUCAUGGAGAAGUUGGAGAGCUCUUUCUGCAUAGGGUACAGCAUGGUCAAACACUGUUCAUCAGUUCGCAGGAAAAUGACCAGAGACAACACCAAGAUACCAAGUUGUGAUGCUGACAACUGGGACGAUAUGGAUGAUAAGGAUACUAUGCCCAGUAAGGACAACAGGACAACAACAGCAGUUACUGACAGAAAUACAACUAGGCCAAUGGACCAAAAGAUGAUGGACGAACAGAAAGUUUGUAACCUCAGCGCUACCUUCGAAUGUGUGGCCCAUGUCAUGAUGCACCUGUACAGCCCAAUGUUGGAUUGUAACAGUAUGCAUAAGGAGUACACUAAAGCCAUGCUGUGUGUCGAGAAGAUGGCCAGUGGGUGUGAUAGUUCUACCAUGAUACCUGUCGAAGCUGUAGUGCGGACGGCUGUGAAAAAGACGUACGAGUUGUGUCCCCAGGUUGUCAUAGUUCCAUGUUAUGAAUCGAAACACUGUCGUAUGGAUGAGGCAAGGCACUGCAUUGAUGUCUUGACCUACUUUUCUGAUAUGAAGGAGAUGCAGGAUCAACACAUCUGUCUGGCUCGCGAAAUGACUGAAAUUUGUCUGAAGGAAAAGCUACAGCACUGCUCUGUGUUCGGAAAGACAACAAUGAUGGAGGCUGUCAAACAUGCAACACCAAACCGACAUCUUGUUUGUGAAGGUGACCUUGCAGUCUGCAUUCAGAAGUUCUUUUACAACACCAUCGGUGUAAUCACUGGAGAUGUGAUGAUGGCUCAUAUGGCACGCAUCCGAGGCAAGAUCGCCAGCGAAGUGACCAGUCAUUUCAUGGACCACCCAUACAUGGUUGGACUAUCAGAAAUCAACAGGAGGGUCGAGAUGAAUUUAGCGAAUAUGUCCAGUGAAAUUAGGGAUGCACUAUCAGGUAAUGCCAACUCGUCAAUGAUGCCAAAUAUGGAUAUGGGGACAGCUGCCGAUAAUUAUCUCAUGGAUGGUAUGACCUACAUGUGGAAUAUGAUAACUGGAGGCAUGAACGAGGACUACCAAACCAACCACGCCAAGGCCAAGGUUCUACAAUGUGCAGCUAUUCGUGAAUCAUUUGAGUGCAUGGGUGCUGAAAUGCAUGCAGAAAGUUGGGGUUACCUGUCAACUGCACAGGCAACCUUUGUAGGACAAAACAUGUGGCAGGUGUACGAAAUCUCUAAGGUCAUGUGUCGGGAAGAUACAACCUGCGUUUUCUUGAAUGAGGCGGAGUCCUGCCAGGUACUUCCUGCUUUGUGGAUGACAAUGUCUGCUGUAGGACAGGUGAUGGAAACCAACAAUGCAGCGUUCUGCAGUCAUUUGCCAUACCUGAUGUCAAACAUCACUUCCCUGACUUCGAGCUGUUCAGAUGAAGUGGGUCAGCACUUCAAAGCCAUGUUGGAAUUCCAGAGGGAAGCCAGGGAGGCUAUCUGCCAGCUACCAUCUUCCUGCAAAGUGGACGAGGCUGUUCAAUGCCUGGGGACCCUUAACCAGGCCAACUUCUGCGCGGAGUAUGAGAAUGUUAAGGGUUGUAUGACCACUGCAUUGAAGGGUUGUUCCGUCCUCAUCCAGGCUAACUUGACUGGUGAACUGGCAAAGAUGGAGGGAUCCUAUGGCCAGUCUUGUGUAAAGAUGCCAAGUUUCAAUGUGACUGACCAAAGCCGUCCAAUCAGAGUAGAGGAAGGAAGCAUGAAUACGACAAACCUCUGGGUGAUGAUGAAUGAAGCACCAAACUGCGGAGCAGACUGCUACAUCAAGGUCCAAGUGACAUUAUCAGAAGAUGCUAGCUCUACUGCUAAAUGUGCUGAUAAUACUGCCAUUCCCCAAGUGUUGGUGGCCCAGGCUGAAGACGCUACUAGCACCAGCUGUAGUAUGACCUUCACAGAUGCCAACUAUCAAGCCCCUCAAGUGGUGCCCAUCAUUCCCAUCGCUGACCUUAUUCAGGAUGGCACACACUAUGUCACAGCUAAAUUGACUGCAUCCAAGUUUGUGAACGGAGUGGUUGUCAAACAAGCGCAGAUUGCAGAAUACCAGAUUGUUGUCUCCAACAACGACCAGUACAGUGCAUGUAUGGUCUCAGGGGAUUCUGUGCGAUCAUUUGAUGGAUUAAGCCACGGAAACUACUUCCAAGGGUUGUUUUUAAUGUACAAGCACAGCUCAUUGCCUCAGAAGGUAUAUGUGAUGAAGCAGAGGAGUCUGAAUAAGUUUGGAACAGAAACAUGUGCAGUGGUUGUCACAUCUGAGGAUGAUGUAUUCAUCCUUGACCGCUGCCGAGAUAAAAAUGGAAAUUACGCUAACACUCAGCAGCUGUACCAAACAGGAACUUUACAUACUGAUACAGAAGUUUACUUCAGGGGAAACAAAUACACGGUGAGAUUCCCGUCCGGUACUUCGGUGACCAUUCGUGACAGAACGACAUCUCUAGAAGUCCUCGUCCAUGCGUCACCAUUUGACAUGGGUCACACUGAAGGUUUAUGUGGUGUUUAUGAUGGUAUGACUGCCAAUGACUUGACCCUACCCAAUGGACGAGCUAUUGCUAUCCAAGAAUCUGUUACAAGUGUUCCAUUCGGAACAUCUGAAGCCUUUGACAGGCAAUGGAGUUCAACUACAGCUGAUAUUUUUGAGCCGACCUCACAAUUCCCAAUGUACAGCUUCUGUCCAUGUGCCACAAAUUCAGACUCAUGCAUCAGCCGAAACACCAUCGUGGAAACUUGUGCCUCUCCUUUAUCAGGUACUGACAUCACCCCAGCACUAAUCAGUGGUGCCGUCGUUGUUGUCAGUGGAUGUGAGAGGAAGAAGAGACAGGCAGGAGGAAUAUUUGAUGAUGUUGAGAUUGACCCAACAUACGACGACACCAUCACUGUUCCUACAUGGGACCCCCCAAGAAACAUCACAUUUGAUGUAGCCACAGCAUACUGCCAACAGGAAGUUGCCAAUGCGCAGGUUGUUAACCUUUGUCAGCAGAUUCCUGGGUUUGAAAUACCUGUAGACACAGCAGUUGGGGAGUGCAUGAACAAAAUCCUGACUACUGAUACCACAGUAGGUGCUACGUCCAUUCUUGCUGUGUAUGUUGGAGACUGCGAGUCUGAAGCCAGACUUCUGCUCAGUUCUGCAGACCCCGCAUUGGUACAACUCGCUGGAAGUAUCCUUAAUACUGUCUGUCCCAAUGACUGCAAUAAUCAUGGAAACUGUAAUGCAGGUGUUUGCCAGUGUUACCAGAACUGGCUUGGCGAUGACUGUUCUAUAGAUGAGAACCAACCUCCUGUUGUUUCGAGUGUGGAGAAUAAUGGGUUAUGUCCCCUUGGAAGCUCUGACUGUGCUGUGAUCACUGUUCUUGGUAACAACUUCAGCAACCAGAAACAGGAGUCUUGCCACUUCCAGGCUCUCAAUGUUGAUCAGACAGUAAGUGUCGUACCAGGAAGUUCUCAAGUGGUCGCUGCAGAGUUUGUUACAUCAUCCCAGAUCAACUGUCCCGUACCAGCAAGCAUGAUGUCCGGUCUCAAGUGGGCCGUACAGGUGGCGGUCAGUAACGAUGGCAUAAACCCGAGUCCCUACUACACUGUGGUCGCCUUCGACAGUGCCUGUUACAGCUGUACCUCUACUGGCUGUCAAACUACUACUACUGGUUGUGUGAUCGAUGAUGUAUGCUAUGAAUCCUACACUAACAAGCCUGGUGAUGUUUGCCACUACUGUGACGCCAGUCUCAACAACAUGGAUUGGACAAUGAAAAUCGCUCCACCAACUUGCGAGUUGCCUGCUACAGCAGCCCCACCAACUGUAGUGACCCCAAGUCCUUCACCAACCACUACCACACCAACCACUCCAAGCCCAACCACUCCAAGCCCGACAACUCCACGCCCUACAACUCCACGCCCGACAACACCAGCCCCACUGCCUAAGACAACGACAGAGGGACCAGUGCUCAGUCAGGAGGCCCAGUUGAUUGUGGUCGUGUUGGGUGUUGUUGCUGGCUUAUUCGCUGUCUUGGCAUGCAUUCUGGCUGUCAAAUAUUGUCAGCGACAACCGUCAGAAAAGAAACGCAACUCAUAUUUACCAGAUGACAAAAGUUAUUCUACAGUAACCAGAUCCAGUAUAGAGGAAGAAAAGCAGGCUUACCCAAACCCUGCUUACGAUGCAAAGCCCACAUCAGUGGACCCUCACACCUCAUACCUGCACGGGGCUGUAGCCCCACGCUCUGAUUUAACAGAGGGUUCAGUUGACCCUACUCAACUUAAUGAAAAACAGGCAGAAACACCUGAAACUGUCUAUCCUACUCUUUACUAAUAUGGGAAAAUAACCAACACCACACUGGUUAAUCAAGGGCAAUUACUCAACUAGGAUAUAGCAUUCAUGCAAAAAAAUAUAUAAUCCCUGCAAAAAACAACUUAUUUUUUACGCAAGGUUCUGUUUGCUGAGCUGAUGAGAAGAUAGCCCAUUGGAUUCUGAUAAAUAUAUCUUUAUAAAUAUAAAUAUGAGAUCAUUGUUUUAUUCAAUGAUUGCAAAAUAAAGAUUACAACAGGAAUUUAUCAAUUUUUUCACUGAGUGAAGAGGUUAUCUCCCUUAGUUCAGCAAAAAAAAACCACCAAAAAACAGGGAACAUUUUUCCAUAACUGACAGUUAUAAGCAUGCACAUAUAUAUAUUUUUGUAUUGGUUAUGUGGUACUAGAUAGGAUACUUUUUUGUAUUAAGACUUCAUUUUUAAAUAUUUCAAUUGUACAUUUCAUUUUUAAAUAUAUUAAUCAGAAAAUGUUUUUGCUUUUAAAAUAUCCACUUUUUUUUGGAUACCACCAACUAUUUCCAAAGAUGUGAGUUUUAGGGAAAUUCUGUUAUUUACAUUAUUUUUACCUCAAUUAUUUCUGUUUUUACUGGUGCAUUAAAGACUUAUUUUAAAAUGUUGUUUCCCUUUUCAAUGUCAUUUCCCAUUUUUUUUCCCUUAUUUAUGUUAAUGUAAUUAAAAACAAAGUGAAGCUAGUUGAAAGAUUUCUAUGAUUUUUUAAAUGAUUUUGUUUUUUUAUUCUGUAUUUUGAUAUUUUUUUUAUUCAUAAUUAAAAAGCUUUUUUUUUUUUUUUUAUAUAGAUUUGUGGCAGUGGCAUACUUUUGUGUAUAUGUAAUAUUAACAGAGCAUGUGUGACCUACCUUGUUGUAUCUAACAAUCUUGUGAUAACAAUUUUGCACUUUGAUGUAAAGACAUUUUAAGAUUCAAUAUCAGCAUUAUUUGUGAUAUAUCCAAGCCUGUGUUUGAUUUUAAUUUUAAUAUGUGUAAAAAUACAAGAAAUGCUUUAAUAAUAUUUUUUUUAAGUAAAUAUUGUUUAAGAUUUAAUUUUUCUGUUGAUGUUUAUAGCAUUAUUAUAAAUGUUUUGUUUUCAUCAGGGAAUCUAUGAGCGGCAGUCCUAGAAAUGACUACUCAUCCGGACCUGGUAGCAUUGAAGAUCGUUCCAGAGAAUUUGACAAUUUAGCAUAUGACAAUUUUGAUAAGAAAGGGGGAAUGAGUGGUGUGUCCACUUUCACUCCUCCGCCCCAUGAGGCGGCUCAGCCAUACCCCUCACAAAAUGUGGUAGAUAUGUCGGCCAUGGAGCACGACCCCCAUACUAAACUUUAGGAGAAAUUGUGUCCGAUAUUAUAAUGAUAUUCCAUGUAGGUUACUGUAUGACUGAACUCAGAGGACCAGAUAUGUAGUGCUAUAUGUAUAUUAGUGGGAGUGCGAGAUGAUUGUGUCAGCUUAAUAAGGGUAAAGUUUUCAGAUUUACUGAUAUUCAUGGACUCCGUAUUUUUUCUCUCAAAACAAUGACAGGUUAAUGAAUUAAAGCAGAAAAGCCUAAGUGGUGUUUAUAUUUGAGGCUAUUUGAAAAAUUCUUACAUAUUACAAUUCAAUUUAUGUAAGCAUUAUGAAAUUAUUGAUAUUUGUUUUUCAAAAAGAAAAAAAAAGAAAAAAGUAAAUAAAAAUUUAUAAGAAUAAAUAAAUAAAUAAAUAGAAAUUCCAGGUUUUGGAAACAAUUUUAUAGUAAAUAUCCAUUUCAAAAUUUCAGUUAAAGUAAUACUGAGGAGCCCAUUAUAAUUUGCUAUAGUGUGGAUAUCAUUACACAUACUCUAUCUUACAUUUUGACAGUCUGUUAUUAUACAUGUAUAUGCUGUACAUCUAUAUGUAAUUACCUGUAUAUAUUUGUAAAAUCUACUGAUAUCAAAAUAAAAAUGAUCUGUGUACAGAAUGUCCAAAUAUAUAUAUAGCAGAUUGGUCUGUAUUAAUACCACCUGUGUUAGAGACUAGGAAGUAUGGCUAUCGCGCUGAAAUACACUUUUGUGUUGCUUGCCUUUUACACCUUUCAAAUGAAUACCAACAUUUUGAAAUUGAGUGAACUGGGAUGUUAUUUUUAGGAAAUAGAUAUACUGGUUAGUCUUUUCUUUAUCAGUAAUAUGUACAAAAUUGUAAUAUAUACAGGAACUGCUGCAAGGAAAUAUACAGAAUUUGUUUUUUUACUACAAAAUGAUAAUUGUCUUGAAACUAUGCAUUUAAACUACCCUGAAAGUUAAUAAAAAUAAGAAAUUUGAAAUAGAAAAAGAUAAUAUUUGUAAUAUAUGGGGGUUGACAAUCAUUGUGAAGGACAUUUGCUGUAUCUCAUUUAUUGUAAUCAAUAUACAUGUUUCUCAAUAGUUUUAUAUAUACACUAUACUUCUAGUUUACAUUGUAUUGCUGUAUUCAUUAUACAUAUUAUACAGAAGAGUUUUUUAAUAUUCUGUUUCUCAUCUACUUGGUUUUUAUACCGAUAUAUAUAUGUUAUCAUCUCUGAUUUUUGUGUACAUUGAUUAUAACUGAAAGAAUUAUAAUAUGUUUCCUUCUACAAGUGCUCAGAUGUCUUAAAAACCAAAACAAAACCAAAAACUAAGAAUUUAUUGCAAGGUAUUGUAUUCGAUGACCAAAUUUCUUGCAACUUUGUGAAUGUAUUCUUUUUGAGACUUGAUCAAAAUUUACUGAACAGAUUUUGUUAAAAACAAAUUUAAAAAAAAAUUCGUUUCAAAAUUGCCAAGUUUGCAAAUGAGAACAAUUUCAUCUUUAUACAUUUCAACAACAAUACCAUUUUUGGGUUAGAAUCACUAAAAAUAAAACGAAAUUAUUUAAAUUAUAAUGUAAAGACUCUUCGAAAAUUGUGUCCAAAUCUGUUGUCAUGUUUGUUUAUUUCAGGAAAUUUGAAUUUAUGCAUAAUAUAGUGUCUAAAGCAUAAUAUCUAGCGAGUCUAGUUAUGACCUGUUGUAUAAUCCAACAUUUUUUGUACCUUCAUCUAUUUUUAUACCUUCUGCAAUAUACAUAAACCCGACAUUGAAUGUCAUUAUCUGUCCAUAUUUUAGUGGAUUUUUUGUAACAAAAGAAAAUAUCAUAUUUCAGUGACUAUCGUUUUGUCAUUUUCUAUCCAAAAUUAUUGAAAAAUAUUUUUUUAAUAAACGCAUCUUCCAUAGCAA
Pecten maximus is the source of this 23858-nucleotide messenger RNA. RefSeq lists its product as uncharacterized. Gene Ontology annotation, molecular function: peptidase inhibitor activity. Gene Ontology annotation, cellular component: extracellular region. The transcript is spliced from 93 exons. The record is from RefSeq and is a predicted model, not a curated record. The coding region runs from base 96 to 20690 and encodes 6864 amino acids. NCBI's taxonomy places the organism in Eukaryota, Metazoa, Mollusca, Bivalvia, Pectinida, Pectinidae.